CCACACCAACACCCAUGGGGCGGAGCGCAUGGUACGAGGGAUCCAUAAGACGGGUGAGCUCCUGCAGGGAAGCCAUCAUUAGCCACCCCGAUGCAGAAUGAACACUGCUGUUAGCAGCGGCCGCAGGUCAAGAGAGAGGAGAAGGGUAGCAUCAUUGUCGUAUCAUUAGGUUUGGUUGGUUGAUCCGGUGGCGGCCAUGUCGUACGAUCAGGUGCUCUCUGUUCUUGGCGGUGGCGGGAAGGCGGCGGCGGCGAGCGCGUGGAGCGGCCAUGGAAGCAACAUCACGAGGCAGAUCGUCAAGUGCACCAGGUGGCAGCUGGAGGAGACCACCGACCUCAUCACCUGCCCUUACCACUACUACUGCGACAGCUCCUACCCGGGCGACUACUCGGCUGCCGUCGGCGUCCUCGUCGCCGUUUUGGCCCUUUACUGCCUCCUGUCCGCGGCGGCCUUCACCGUGGUAGAGAUCGUCAGGGCUGGCGGCGGCGGUGGCUCGGCGACGGCGGCCGGUGGCGUCGGGCGGAUCAAGCGGAAGUACCUGGUGCCGUCGGGGCCCUUCAUGAUGCCGCUGGUGCUGCUGGUGCUCGCCAAGGGGCAGCGGAUCAACGCCGUCUUCCCGCUUUCGCGGCUCGGCCCGGCAUUGCUGCUCACGCUGCAGGCGUCGGCGCUGGCGUUCCGGAACGAGGCCGACGGGGACGUGCGCUACGCCGUGCUCGAGGCGUCCACCGUGUCCGGGAUCCUGCACGCGAGCCUCUACCUGGACGCCGUCGUGCUGCCCUACUACACGGGCACGGACGCGCUCCGGUGGUCGCGGUUCUCCGGCAAGUGCGCCACCUGCCUCUGCCGGAUGGAGCCGCUGCUCGUGGGCGGCCGGACGGUGCUCUACCGGGGCUUGUCCAAGACAGCGCUGGCCGUCAUUUUCGCGCUCUGCUCCAGGAUGGUGUGCCGGAUCUACGGCGAGGAGCGGCUGAGCGCGUGGACGCGGUCGGCGCUGGAGGCCGCGGGCUGGCUUUUCGUGUCUUGCGACGCCGUGUACCUCGCCGGCUGGGUGAUUGCCGAGGGCGCCAUGGCGAGCGCGGUCGUGUACGGGCUCGUCGCCGGGCUGGUGUUCUUGUGUGUAUUUGGGAAGGUUUACAGAUUCUUGGCGUGGGUGGAGAACAGGCAGGUCCAAUGGAAACCAAGCCUUACCUGCCACAAUGUGGUUUGAUCAUUUCUUUCUUUCUUUCUUUUUUCCUUUUGGUUCUGGAGGAAACUGUAAAGAAUAAUAACCAAUUAAGUCAGCUUUUGUGUAUAUAUAUA
Messenger RNA from Triticum urartu, 1299 nucleotides. RefSeq lists its product as uncharacterized. NCBI's taxonomy places the organism in Eukaryota, Viridiplantae, Streptophyta, Magnoliopsida, Poales, Poaceae. The record is from RefSeq and is a predicted model, not a curated record.